This is a messenger RNA of Triticum turgidum subsp. durum (durum wheat), 1641 nucleotides long. The record is from the annotation of a GenBank genome assembly. NCBI's taxonomy places the organism in Eukaryota, Viridiplantae, Streptophyta, Magnoliopsida, Poales, Poaceae.
AUGGCGACCGCGGCGGCAGGGAGCAGGAGGUGCGGCCGGAGCCGCAAGCCCCUCGCGCCGGUGCUCGACAACGACGCCAACAUCUCCGCCGGAAGGGCCGACCUCGCCGCUGCCCUAACCCCGCAACCACGCAAGGCCAAGAGGACGUCGCCGAAGAUCCGCAAGGCUGAGACGGGGCAGGCGUCCCCGGUAGCCGACGAGCCGAUGGGGACGCCUCCCGCCCAGGUCGACGCCGCCGACGCCCCCCUUGGGAAGGCAGAUGUCGCCACGGCACCCGCCUCGACACAGAAGGCGAAGAGGGCGUCGUCCAAGGGCGGCAAGGCCAAGGGUGCGGCGCCGUCGAUGGCCGACGAGCUGACGGAGCUGCAGGGGAUGCUACAGAGGCUGCGGCUGGAGAAGGAGAAGGCGGAGGAGAUGGUGCGGGAGCGGGACGAGGUCAUCCGGCAGAAGGAGGAGGAGAUUGAGACCAAGGCCAAGCAGCAGGAGCGCCUCCAGGCCGAGCUCAAGAAGAUGCAGCGCGCCAAGAUGUUUGAGCCCACCAUGAACCUUCCUCUCGUCCAGUCUCUUCUUGGCAAGGACCAGGAAGGAGAUGACAAAGGCAAGAAGAAGAAGAAGAAGAAGGGAAAAGGCAAGGCCGGCAAUGAGAGGAAGAAGCCAGCACCGGCGUACAUUCUGUGGUGCAAAGACCAGUGGGCCGAGAUCAAGAAGAGCCCCGAUGCAGACUUCAAGGAGGUCUCGAACGCUCUGGGCGCCAAAUGGAAGACCCUGAGCAACGAGGAGAAGCAGCCCUACGAGGAGAGGUACCGGCAGGAGAAGGAGGCCUACCUACAGGUGGUUGGCCAGGAGAAGCGCGAGGCGGAGGCGAUGAAGCUGCUCGACGAAGAGCAGAUGCGCUGGACGGCGAAAGAGCUGCUGGAGCAGUACCUCAAGUUCAGGCAGGAGGCCGAGGAGGAAGACGGCAACAGCAAGAAGGCAAAGAACAAGAGGAAGAAGGAGAAGGAUCCCUCCAAGCCGAAGCAGCCCAUGCCGGCCUACUUCCUCUACUCGCAGGAGAGGCGUGCAGCGCUGGCCGCCGAGAAGAAGAGUGUCCCUGAGAUUGGCAAGAUCACAGGGGAAGAGUGGAAGGGCAUGACGGAGGCUCAGAAGGUUCCUUACGAGGAGGUUGCGAGGAAGCAGAAGGAGGAAUACCAGAAGCAGAUGGAGGUGUAUAAGCAGAAGAAGCUGGAGGAAAAUGCGAGCUUAGAGAAGGAAGAAGAGGAGCAGAAGAAAAUCCUCAAGCAGGAGGCUCUGCAGCUUCUCAGGAAGAAGGAGAAGGCAGACAACAUCAUCAAGAAAACCAAAGAGAAGCGUCAGAAGAAGAAGCAGCAGCAGAACGCCGACCCGAACAGGCCCAAGAGGCCCGCGUCUUCCUUCCUGCUCUUCAGCAAGGAGGCGAGGAAGCAGCUGGCGGAGGAGCGCCCCGGGGUGAACAACGCGACGCUGAGCGCGCUCAUCUCGGUGAAGUGGAAGGAUCUGAGCGGCGCGGAGAAGAAGGUGUGGAGCGAGAAAGCGGCCCAAGGGAUGGCGGCGUACAAGAGGGAGAUGGAAGAGUACACCAAAGCUCACACCUCCGCCUCCUCCUCGCCUACUGCUACUGCUUAG